Molecule: messenger RNA, 2206 nt
Organism: Diuraphis noxia (Russian wheat aphid)
Lineage: Eukaryota; Metazoa; Arthropoda; Insecta; Hemiptera; Aphididae
Gene: nmo
Product: serine/threonine-protein kinase nemo
Biological process (GO): protein phosphorylation
Molecular function (GO): MAP kinase activity; ATP binding
Source: RefSeq, a predicted model, not a curated record
AGGGCUGUAACAGAUCCACGAGACGGGCGAAGAGUUGCGUUGAAAAAGCUUCCAAAUGUUUUUCAAUCACUAGUCUCCUCGAAACGAGUUUUUAGAGAAUUAAAAAUGUUAUGUAAUUUCAAGCACGAAAAUGUAUUAUCCGCCCUUGACAUUCUGCAACCGCCUCAUUUGGAUUUCUUUCAAGAAAUAUACGUGAUAACCGAACUAAUGCAGAGCGACUUGCACAAAAUUAUAGUGUCGCCACAGCAGCUGUCGCCAGACCAUAUAAAAGUUUUCCUCUAUCAGAUCCUCAGGGGUCUCAAGUAUCUGCAUUCGGCACGAAUAUUGCACAGAGACAUCAAACCAGGAAAUCUACUUGUCAACAGUAAUUGUAUUCUAAAGAUUUGUGAUUUUGGUUUGGCCAGAGUAGAAGAACCAGAUGAGACCAAACACAUGACUCAAGAAGUGGUGACACAAUAUUAUAGGGCGCCGGAAAUACUGAUGGGAGCCAAACACUACACAUCAGCCAUAGACGUGUGGAGCGUCGGUUGUAUAUUUGCCGAACUCGUUACCAGGCGGAUACUGUUUCAAGGCCAAGACACGGUUCAACAAUUGGAAUUGAUAACGGACUUGCUCGGAACGCCGACUAUGGAAGACAUGGCCCACGCGUGUCCGGCCGCCCGUUCCCACAUGCUCAUACGACGUAUGAAGAAACCGUCCAUGUCUCUGUUGUACUCUUUGUCUACGUUGAUGACGCAUGAGGCAGUUCACCUGAUUUCCCAGAUGCUAGUUUUCAACCCGGACAAAAGGAUGUCCGUUAUGGACGCGCUGGUCCAUCCUUACAUAGACGAGGGCCGUCUCAGGUAUCAUAGCUGCAUGUGCAAAUGCUGUUUUACGGUACCGUUGACUGGUCUCCGGCAUUUCUGUAUGGAUUACGAACCGGUGGCGCCGCAAACGUUCGACGAUAAAUGGGAGAAGAAAAUGUCGAAUGUACAACAAGUCAAAGAGGAACUUCACAAGUUUAUCGGCGACCAGUUGAGCAGUCACCGAGUGCCUUUGUGCAUAAAUCCCCAGUCGGCGGCAUUUAAAAGUUUCUCAAGUGAUGUUUGAUCGGAGCAGACUGCCUUAUUUCCCUAUAUUUAUAUGUAUCUACAUUGUAUAUAUAUAUAUAUUAACGYGAUAACCGGAUCUCAAAUUGCGCCCCCCGAGACCGAGACUGAAUGAAUAUAACACAAUGAAAUUGAGACAAGAAGAUUAAACAAAAAAAAAUAUGUACAUAGUCCUGAAUUUUUUUCUUUUUUUGUAUGUGUGAGCAAAAUGCUUGAUUUUUACUUAUUUAGACGAUUGAAUGAAGCUCAGUACCCAACUUUCUUUUUUAGUACGUUUAUUUUCUUAUAAUUAUUAUAAUUUUAAAUUUUUUUUUUACCAACGAUGAAACUGAAUCAUUACACCACUAACCACUUAUUAAUGAUAUCAAGCUCUGAUUUUCGAUGUUUACUAAUAUUAUAUAAACGUACCUUUUUAUAAAUGUGAAAAAAAAAUUAUACUCUUUUUUAAAGAUAACUCAUCCGGUAAUGAUAUUAACAGCAUAUACAUAGACGUUAAACGCCAUCAGUUUUGAGACGUAACAUCACUUUAAACGGUYGUUAAACGUAAUGUAUCGAAAAUACGUGUAUUUUUAUUUUUUAAUUAUAUAUAUGUAAUAGUAACGCAGUAAAAGACGAAUACGACAACGCGCGCGUCUGCGCAGAAAAUACUUUUGUAAAUAACGUGUCCAAGUGUUUUUUUUUUCGUAAUGUAAAUAAUUAUUUGUACAAUUUAAAUGUGUAUUAUAAUAAUAUGUGAUUCGCACUUAAUUGUCAUGUACUUUUUCGCGAACCCGAAAAACUACCAUGCUGUAUAGUAAUAAUAGUAAUGUCACUAUUUUUAUUUUAUUUUUUCUCCAUUCAUUUCUGUAUUGUUCAAUCGACGUAUAUAUUAUUUUGUAUCCAAAAUACGCGUAAAUAACACAUACUGCAUACAUUCGGAGUGUUAGUUUUUAAGUAACCAUCUGUACGGGUCGGACUGUAAUAUUAUAAUAUAUAAUAAUAUAUACCUAUAUAUUUAUAUUAUUUCACAGAUUUUUGAAACAUGAUAUUUGUAAUAGCUGUGUGAAUUAUUAUUUUGAUUUUUUUUUUUUUAUGUUAACAUAAAUAGAGCGGGUGAUUUAUUAAAUUUAAAUAAUACA